This is a messenger RNA of Suillus paluster, 555 nucleotides long. RefSeq names its product NADH2 dehydrogenase. The record is from RefSeq and is a predicted model, not a curated record. Gene Ontology annotation, biological process: respiratory electron transport chain. The transcript has 2 exons. The coding region runs from base 41 to 442 and encodes 133 amino acids. Lineage: Eukaryota; Fungi; Basidiomycota; Agaricomycetes; Boletales; Suillaceae.
CCGAAUUCAGCAUCAACACUCUUGCUAACCAGCAACCGUCAUGUUCAGAAUCACACGUCCGUUGCUGCAAUCAGUCACUAAGAAGACGACUGGCAUUGUUGGCCUUGCCGUCCACCAAAACCCGCUCCCAGAACUCUCAAACACAUAUAAUUCGACGCUCAGCGUCCUUGCUUCAAUACCACCGACCUCCGUCUACAGACAAGGCGUCGAGGCACUCACCAAACACAAACUCACCAUUGUGCAGGGCGCAAAUGGGGACAUUGCGAGCGUAGAGAAGCAGCUGGAUGAGGGGCAAAUAGAGGAGUCGUUGGAUAUUGCUAAAGAUGAGCUGAAGUUGGCCGAAAAUAUGCUUGAAUGGAGGGCUUGGGAGCCUCUAGAAGAGAAGCCAUUGCCUGGUCAAUGGGAGUACUUCGGCAAUACAUCGAGCCCGACAUCGUCGUAGCGUCGUUCAACAGCUCGGGAUUUGUCGGGCAUAAUUUCACACUGCUGGACCAUGUCCAGUACGACGCGUUAAUACUAGUCGUGGAGGGAGCUUUCGCAGGAGAACAAAAUACA